Molecule: messenger RNA, 1764 nt
Organism: Pecten maximus
Lineage: Eukaryota; Metazoa; Mollusca; Bivalvia; Pectinida; Pectinidae
Product: proteoglycan 4-like
Exons: 2
Coding region: 1-1764 (587 amino acids)
Source: RefSeq, a predicted model, not a curated record
AUGCGACGCGAGGCGCGACCGGACCCGACCCGACGCGACCCGACCCGACCCCGACCCGACCCGACCCGACGCGACGAACGCGCGAUCGACGCGCUACCCGACUGUCGGACCCGACCCGACCCGACCCGACGCGACGCGACGCGACGGGACGCGACGCGACGCGACCCGACGCGACGAGACGCGACGACGCGCGACGCGAAGGGACGCGACCCGACCCGACCCGGCGCGACGCGAGUGCGACCCCGACCGACGACCCGACGGACGCCACGCGACGCGACGGGACGCGACGCGACCAGACGCGACGAGACGCGACGACACGCGACACGACCGACCCGACCCGACGCGACGCGACGGUACCCGACCCGACGCGACCCUACCCGACGCGACCCGACCCGACGCGACCCGACCCGACCCGACCCGACCCGACGCGACGCGAAGGGAUCCCGACCCGACGCGACCCGACCCGACGCGACCCGACCCGACCCGACCGACCCGACCCGACCCGACCCGACGCGACGCGACGACGCGCGACGACGCGCGACCCGACGCGACCCGACCCGACCCGACGAGACGCGACCCGACGCGAAGCGACGCGACGCGAGGGGACGGACCCGACCGACCCGACGCCGACCGACACCCGACCCGACGCGACGACGCGCGACGCGACGCGAAGGGACGCGCGCGCCCGCGACCCGACCCGACGCGACGCGACCCGACCCGACGCUGACGCGACGACGCGCGACGACGCGCGACCGACGCGACCCGACCCGACGCGACCCGACCCGACCCGACGCGACGCGACGCGACGCGACGCGACCCGACCCGACGCGACCCGACCCGACGCGACCCGACCCGACCCGACGCGACCCGACCCGACCCGACGCGACCCGGACCCGACCCGACGCGACGCGACGCGACGCGACCCGACCCGACGCGACCCGACCCGACCCGACGCGACGCGACCCGACCCGACCCGACGCGACCCGACCCGACGCGACGCGACGCGACCCGACGCGACCCGACGCGACGCGACCCGACGCGACCCGACCCGACGCGACCCGACCCGACCCGACGCGACCCGACCCGACGCGACGCGACCCGACGCGACCCGACGCGACGCGAAGGGACGCGACCCGACCCGACGGACGCGACGCGACGCGACGCGACCCGACCCGACCCGACCCGACCCGACGCGACGCCACGCGACGACACGCGACGACACGCGACCACGACCCGACGCGAAGCGACGCGAGGCGCGACCCGACCCGACCCGACCCGACGCGACGCGACGCGACGCGAAGGGACGCGACCCGACCCGACGCGACGGGACGCGACGCGACGCGACGCGACCCGACCCGACCCGACCCGACGCGACGACACGCGACGACACGCGACACGACCCGACGCGAAGCGACGCGAGGCGCGACCCGACCCGACCCGACGCGACGCGAAGGGACCCGACGCGACGCGACCCGACCCGACGCGACCCGACCCGACCCCGACGCGACGCGACGCGACCCGACGCGACGCGACGACGCGCGACGCGACGCGAAGGGACGCGACCCGACCCGACCCGACGCGACGCGAAGGACCCGACCCGACGCGACCGGACCCGACCCGACGCGACGCGACGGGACGCGACCCGACGCGACCCGACCCGACGCGACGCGACGACGCGCGACGCGACGCGAAGGGACGCGACCCGACCCACGCCAGGAAGUCAUUUCAUUAGUUGGUAAGGAGAAGAACUCGCACAUAUUUUAG